This is a messenger RNA of Diatraea saccharalis (sugarcane borer), 1917 nucleotides long. NCBI's taxonomy places the organism in Eukaryota, Metazoa, Arthropoda, Insecta, Lepidoptera, Crambidae. The record is from the annotation of a GenBank genome assembly.
UGAAGUUGGAUUUUCUUUGGGUUAGACGGUUUGUGUUGUGAUCUCAUCGCAAACUGCAUUCGGAAUAUUUACAAACCAAUCUCCAGUUGUAUGGACUUAUUACUCUUUGCAAUAAGUCUAAACUUAAACUAAAGCAAGUGUAUGUGCCUUGUAAAUGUAAUACUAUUAUUAGUAAACCUAAACCAAAUUCAGCCAGUGAAAGUUGAGAAAGUACCGCUUCAUCUACAACACAUCGCAUAUUUUCUAGUUAAUAAAAUGUAUUCUUUUGUGUCUUUCCGAAUAAUUAAUAAAACAACAAGAUUUUACCACACUAAAUCAUCAUUGUUACGGCCAGUACAAUUCAUAAGCAAUAACAAAAUGUUAACCAACACAGCAAUAUCACAGAAUGAAGAAAAAGAAAUUUUCAUGAAUACUUUACCUAUUAUAACUGAAACUAUACUUAAAAAUCCAAAGUUUACUGAACUUCCAGGCGUUGGAAGUUGGAUGAAAAAGGUUCUAGAAUAUAAUGUAGGCAGUGGUAAAAAAUCUCGAGGUCUUGCAACUGUAUAUAGUUACAAAAUGAUAGAAAAACCAGACAAUAUCACAGAGGAAUCUCUCAGAUUAGCUUGUAUCAUGGGCUGGUGUGUUGAAAUGCUGCAUUCAUAUCUACUUGUUUUGGAUGACAUAAUGGAUCAUGCGAUAACGCGCCGUGGUGUUCCAUGUUGGUAUCGACUACCAGAAGUAGGAUUGGGAGCAAUCAACGAUUCUGUACUCAUGCACAUGUCAAUGUUUUACAUUCUAAAGACCUACUUCAGUCAAAAAAGUUGCUAUGCCAACAUAUUGGAUACAUUCCAUAAUAGUUUACUUAAUACGUCCAUCGGUCAACACCUGGACUACACAAUGGCGCAUCAUGUCGAAAACAACUACAAUUAUUUUACAAUGGAACAGUACAUGGCGAUUGUACAACACAAGACAGCGUACUAUACUUUCUCGCUUCCAGUGUGUCUCGGUCUUUAUCUUGCUAAUAAGAUGGACAUAGAGAUGCACAAGAAAGCUAAAGAAAUAACCAUCGAAAUUGGAAAUUUUUUCCAAAUACAAGACGACUUCAUAGAUUGUUUCGGCGAUGAAUCUGUCACAGGAAAAAUAGGCACUGACAUACAAGAAGGGAAGUGUACGUGGCUCGCCGUUAUGGCAUUACAGCGCUGCAACGCAUCGCAGCGUUCGGAAUUCGAACAAUGUUAUGGCAGCAAAGAUCCCGACAAUGUGCAGCGCAUUAAGCGGCUAUACGAAACCUUAGAACUUCCCUGUUUAUAUAAAGAAUAUGAACAAAAAUUAUACGAAAGUCUAGAGCAACGUGUGAAGAGCGAGCACUCAGGAGAGUUAAUAUCAUCCACUAUAGGUUUAAGACUUUUCGAAACUAUAUACAAGAGAAAAGGUUAGGUAGUACUUUUGAAGAUGUUGUGUAACAUUUUUAUAAACACGAGUGGAUUUUAUUCUCGUUUUAACGUUUUAAGUCUUCCAACACGUGUAUUUAAUUACAUUGUUAACCAUAAUGUAAGAUGUUUGAAUUAAUUUUAUAUGGGAACAUGACAAAUAGAGUACCUAAGUAAUAAAUAAGUAUCUACCAUAUAAUGGAGUAUAUGCAUAUUUGUCGAUCACGCCGAAUAUUUGGUUAAAUUACAGUAAACUCGUUUUAUGACACGACAAACCCAAUUAAUUCAAACGCUGCUGACAAUUUUCUUGUAUUAUUCUUUGAACAAAAAAUGUUCUACCGUUUUAUUACAGUCACAUGUAAUCGAACAAAUAUAUUUAACUAUGUUAUAACUAAUUAUAACUAUGUUAUAUAUUAUUUUUAAAUAAAUUGUAAGUAUGUUUUAUUUUUGUAAAAUUAAUAUUCACGAAAUAUCACGUGACUGAUUAUUUUCACGGAUUUUUUAA